GGCCCCGCCUCCGCCUCGGCGCCUCCCUUGGAAAUAAUAAACCGGACUCGGGAAGCGAAGGCGGAAGAGAUCCUCGGUACUGGUUUUAGGUUCUAACUAACUCCUCAUCUUCAAGAAUUUUUUUUUUGUUUUUUGGUAUUAACAUGAGAGGCAUAAGAGGAAAAGGAAAAAGUAAUAAAGAGCAUCGUCAUCUCUCGUCUUUCUCCCUCCUCCGGCUCCGAGAAGAAACACAAGUAUCAGAAACGAUACACGACCGCUGAUGGCGAAUCUUCCCCCAGCACUUUCGCUCAACCCUCCUUAUGGCGGUCCCAGCGCUUCUUCCGUUAACGCAAACGCUGUUCAGGCCAGCAAAGACCGGAAGAUGGCCUCGGCCGAGCAGUUGGUGCUUGAGCUCAGUAACCCUGAUCUCAGAGAAAAUGCUCUUCUUGAUCUCUCCAAGAAGAGGGAAAUAUUUCAAGAUUUAGCACCAUUAUUAUGGAAUUCUUUUGGUACCAUUGCUGCACUCUUACAGGAAAUAGUGUCCAUAUAUCCUGUUUUAUCACCACCAACCCUUACUCCAGUUGCAUCAAACCGAGUUUGCAAUGCACUUGCUCUUCUUCAGUGUGUGGCUUCUCAUCCAGAUACCAGAACUCUAUUCUUGAAUGCACAUAUUCCUUUAUAUCUAUAUCCUUUCCUUAACACUACAAGCAAAACAAGACCUUUUGAAUAUUUGAGGCUUACCAGUUUGGGUGUUAUUGGUGCACUUGUAAAGGUUGAUGAUACGGAAGUUAUCAGUUUUCUUCUCUCAACUGAAAUAAUUCCCUUGUGUUUGCGCACGAUGGAGAUGGGUAGUGAACUUUCGAAAACAGUGGCUACAUUUAUUGUUCAAAAAAUACUGUUGGAUGAUGUGGGGCUGCGUUAUAUUUGUGCUACAGCAGAGAGGUUUUUUGCUGUAGGCCGUGUGUUGGGAACCAUGGUUAACUCACUUGCUGAACAACCCUCAUCUCGGCUACUAAAGCAUAUCAUUCGGUGUUACCUUAGACUAUCUGAUAAUCCAAGAGCUUGUGAAGCAUUAAGAAAUUGUCUGCCUGAAAUGCUAAGAGAUGCAACCUUCAGUAGUUGUCUUCGUGAAGAUCCAACAACAAAGCGUUGGCUGCAACAACUGAUUAAUAAUGUGGCAGGAGGAAACCGGGCUGCAGCAUAUCAAACUGGCGGAGGACUAGAACAUAUGCUAGGAAAUUAGAUAAGUUUAGCAACAUUGUUCUAACUGCAUUUCUUAUUGCUUCUGGCAGACCUCAACUGUGUUGGCUAUACAGGUCUGUGACAAUUGGCCAUACAGGGAAGGCAGAGUACCAUAUGAAGACUCCAAGUAUUUACCUCUUUUUUAUUUAUAGAUCUAUCUGUUGUAAGCUUUUGACAUAUUGGCACAGUUUCCAUAUUUGUAAGUUUGAUCCCCUCAUGUAAUUCUGUAUUUGCUGCUUACAAGUUGUAUUGAUUGAUACUCAAAAAGAUGGUUUAUGAUUAUUUAUCCCUGCCGUUCCUUGGACAAUUCCUAUGCGGAAUGUA
Messenger RNA from Nelumbo nucifera (sacred lotus), 1545 nucleotides. RefSeq lists its product as uncharacterized. Lineage: Eukaryota; Viridiplantae; Streptophyta; Magnoliopsida; Proteales; Nelumbonaceae. Gene Ontology annotation, biological process: mRNA catabolic process. The record is from RefSeq and is a predicted model, not a curated record. Gene Ontology annotation, cellular component: CCR4-NOT complex.